Alternaria postmessia is the source of this 1764-nucleotide messenger RNA. RefSeq lists its product as uncharacterized. The transcript is spliced from 2 exons. Bases 1 to 1764 code for a protein of 587 amino acids. Gene Ontology annotation, molecular function: DNA-binding transcription factor activity, RNA polymerase II-specific; zinc ion binding; sequence-specific DNA binding. Gene Ontology annotation, biological process: positive regulation of transcription by RNA polymerase II; DNA-templated transcription. The record is from RefSeq and is a predicted model, not a curated record. NCBI's taxonomy places the organism in Eukaryota, Fungi, Ascomycota, Dothideomycetes, Pleosporales, Pleosporaceae.
AUGACCACUAUGCAAUCGCAAGCCUGCGAAAGAUGUUGGAAGAGAAAACAGAAGUGCUCCCGCGAAACACCAACAUGCCAACAAUGUCUCAAAGCCUCUUCACAAUGUGUGCAGCGACGCUUGGGUUCGACCAUCGAUGCUUCUGAUCCAUCUUCUAUCUCAUACAUCGAGUCUUUGAAGUUGAGAAUCCGUGAUUUAGAAGGUAGAUGCAAGCGGCAAUCUGAUGUACGGCACGACGACCUCAACAGCAACGAUUCCACAACUCAGAGUUGGAGUAGCGAUUCGACGAGAGCUGACACUCCUCGUGCGCCGAGCAAUGGCGGGACUGGAACAUCGGUUGUUUACAAUAGACCAGGAGACGACUUGCGAAACGCUAUGCAUGAAGCCAACUACUUGAGCUUGAGUGCAAUGGCGGAGCCUACCGAUAGGCAGUCGUUCUCGAACCAGGAACUUUCAUUCUCAACAUUAUUUGUCGCUGCCGCAAGCGUAGGAGGUGCCAAUCCCAGUAUACCUUCCGGAACCAAUCAGUCAGUUUCCGGCUCCAUAGCAGACUUCCGGGGUCAGAUUUUCCCUUAUGGUAGUAGGUUCGACGCUAAUCAAGCUAUCGAGGCAUUCCAAACCUUUCUCGGAACAGCCCCAGCAACCUUCCCCAGCAUAACACGCGGCGAUCUCGAAGAACUUUACAACACUGUUUCCACGGCAGAGCGAGAUGGAGUUCUCGAGAUCAUAAGUAGCGAGUCUCCAGAUAAGGUUUUACUUGUAAGAACAGGCAUUGCGCUUGGCAUGCUGCUAUCUCCAACCUACAGCUUCACGGAAGUGCUAGCAUCAGAGCUAGCAUCCAAAGCCGUACAGCUUAUGCCACGCAUCCUCGAUCAGUCCGAGGAUCUAGCGGUUGUACAAUGUCUUACGGCUCUCACUGUUUAUUCACUGUACACAACGUAUGGCGGAUCCUCAUGGCAUCUGCUUGGACUGGCAAUGACACGUUGCAUUUCUUCGGGUAUGCAUACAUCGCGAAUCUCCGACAUGACUUCAGAGAGCGAGAUCAAGAGGCAGAAUGGUAGAGCUUUCUGGACGUUGUACGUCUUGGACACGCACCUCAGUACAGCCAUGGAUCGGCCAUUUUGUCUCAACGACAGCGAUAUCAUGAUGUCGCCACCUUCGUCCCCACGAACUGCACCGAUGGAUACGGGCUUCACGGCUUUGCAACAUCUGAUCCAACACGCACAAAUUCUGCGUUCUAUCCGGAACCGCAGUGAGGACGAUCUACUUUGUCAUUUCGUCAAUCUAAGUCAUUGGAAAGAAACAAUACCUGCCGCAUUGUCAGCAGCGGGUUCAACGAAGAACCAACUCCAUGUCAGAGGCCUCGUGGAACUACUUAAAUGCCCUUUGAUGGCCCAAGACGUGCAUCGAGAUAUGAUGCUGAGACACAUUGAAGGAGAAUUGGCUGACUACGCGGCUGCGACUGAGCAUCAGCUUACCAGCCAUCAACGUGCGCCUGGAGCCCUGGAGGGAUAUUUAAUCUUUUCCAUCGGUGCAUUCAGCGCAUCGCAGCCGCCUGAUGAGGGACGGCAGAGGUGUGUGCUUCAAUGCCUGAGCAGCCUCACUAUGAUAUCGAUGCGCUACACUGCUUUCCAGGGAUUUCGCAGCAUACUUGUUGCAUUCCAGUCUAGAUCAGCUUCUAGAGAGCAACUUCAGGCCCUGAUGAGCGCAUCUGAGAUCGCUGUGUCACCUCAAUUACAACAGCUCAUUCUGGGCAAUUUGUGA